Camelus dromedarius (Arabian camel) is the source of this 6512-nucleotide messenger RNA. It is a transcript of the gene PLCL2, whose product is annotated as phospholipase C like 2. NCBI's taxonomy places the organism in Eukaryota, Metazoa, Chordata, Mammalia, Artiodactyla, Camelidae. The coding region runs from base 16 to 3054 and encodes 1012 amino acids. The transcript is spliced from 4 exons. Gene Ontology annotation, biological process: phosphatidylinositol-mediated signaling; release of sequestered calcium ion into cytosol; lipid metabolic process. The record is from RefSeq and is a predicted model, not a curated record. Gene Ontology annotation, molecular function: GABA receptor binding; inositol 1,4,5 trisphosphate binding; phosphatidylinositol-4,5-bisphosphate phospholipase C activity.
GGUCGCGGGGCGCCCAUGGCGGAGUGCGGCCGGGGGGGCGCCGCCGGCGGGGCCCUGCCCACCUCCCCGGGCCCGGCCCUCGUGGCCAAGGGCGCCCUGAGAGCCGGAGCCGGGGAGGGCGGCGGCGGCGGCGGAGGGCGCCUCGGCCACGGGCGGGCGCGCUAUGACAGCGGCGGGGUUUCCAACGGAGACUGCAGCCUCGGCGUGUCCGGGGACGAUGCCCGGGCCAGCCCCGCCAGGGGUCCCCGCGGCGCCGCGCUCGCCCCGACCACCGGCCCGGCCGCCUGCCCCCUCCCCCGGGAGAGCAAGCCGGGCGGCCUGCCUCGCCGGAGCAGCAUCAUCAAGGAUGGUACAAAACAAAAGAGAGAGCGGAAAAAGACCGUCUCGUUCAGCAGCAUGCCCACGGAGAAGAAGAUCAGCAGUGCAAGUGACUGCAUCAACUCCAUGGUGGAGGGCUCAGAGCUCAAAAAGCUUCGCUCCAACUCCAGAAUUUACCACCGGUAUUUUCUGCUGGACGCUGACAUGCAGAGCCUGAGGUGGGAACCAUCUAAGAAGGACUCUGAGAAAGCCAAGAUUGACAUUAAGUCCAUCAAGGAAGUGAGAACGGGGAAAAACACGGACAUAUUCCGCAGCAACGGCAUUUCCGACCAGAUAUCUGAAGACUGCGCGUUUUCGGUCAUCUACGGGGAGAAUUACGAGUCGCUCGAUCUGGUGGCCAACUCUGCAGAUGUUGCGAACAUCUGGGUCACGGGCCUGCGGUACCUCAUCUCUUACGGGAAACACACACUCGAUAUGUUAGAAAGUAGUCAGGACAACAUGAGGACUUCUUGGGUUUCGCAGAAGUUUAGUGAGAUUGAUGUAGAUAACCUUGGACAUGUAAGCCUGUGCAGUGCUGUGCAGUGUAUCAGAAACCUCAAUCCUGGCUUAAAAACGAGCAAAAUUGAGCUCAAGUUCAAAGAAUUGCACAAAUCCAAGGACAAAGCUGGUACUGAAGUCACCCAGGAAGAAUUUGUUGAGGUUUUCCAUGAGCUUUGUACCCGACCUGAAAUUUAUUUCCUCUUAGUCCAGUUUUCAAGCAAUAAAGAAUUCCUUGACACCAAGGACCUUAUGAUGUUUCUUGAGGCAGAGCAGGGUGUGGCCCAUAUCAACGAGGAAAUAAGCCUUGAAAUUAUUCACAAGUAUGAGCCAUCCAGAGAGGGUCAGGAAAAGGGCUGGCUUUCCAUAGACGGGUUCACUAAUUACCUUAUGUCACCUGACUGUUACAUAUUUGACCCGGAGCACAAGAAGGUCUGUCAGGAUAUGAAGCAGCCCUUGUCUCAUUACUUUAUAAACUCAUCUCACAACACGUACUUGAUAGAGGACCAGUUCCGAGGUCCCUCUGACAUCACAGGGUACAUCCGCGCUCUUAAGAUGGGCUGCCGGAGCGUCGAGCUGGAUGUGUGGGACGGGCCAGAUAAUGAGCCUGUCAUCUACACAGGCCACACCAUGACCUCUCAGAUCGUCUUCCGCAGCGUCAUCGACAUCAUUAACAAGUACGCGUUCUUCGCUUCAGAAUACCCUCUCAUCUUGUGCUUGGAAAACCACUGUUCCAUCAGACAGCAGAAGGUGAUGGUUCAACACAUGAAGAAGAUUUUAGGCGAUAAGCUCUACACGACGUCGCCCAACGUCGAGGAGUCGUACCUGCCAUCCCCAGAUGUCCUGAAAGGGAAGAUCCUGAUUAAAGCCAAGAAGCUGUCCUCGAGCUGCUCCGGCGUGGAGGGAGACGUCACCGAUGAGGACGAAGGGGCGGAGAUGUCGCAGAGGGCGGGCAAGGAGGACGUGGAGCAAGCCAACCACGUGCCCGCGAAGCGCUUCCAGCUCUGCAAAGAGCUGUCCGAGCUGGUGAGCAUCUGCAAGUCAGUGCAGUUCAGAGAGUUCCAGGUGUCGUUCCAGGUGCAGAAGUACUGGGAGGUCUGCUCCUUCAACGAGGUGCUCGCCAGCAAAUACGCCAACGAGAGUCCCGGGGACUUCGUCAAUUACAACAAGCGCUUUCUGGCCAGGGUCUUCCCCAGUCCCAUGAGAAUUGACUCCAGCAACAUGAACCCUCAGGAUUUCUGGAAGUGCGGCUGUCAGAUCGUGGCCAUGAACUUUCAGACCCCGGGACUCAUGAUGGACCUGAACAUCGGCUGGUUCCGGCAGAACGGGAACUGUGGCUACGUCCUCCGUCCGGCCAUCAUGAGGGAGGAGGUCUCCUUCUUCAGUGCCAAUACCAAAGACUCUGUCCCAGGAGUCUCCCCGCAGCUCCUUCACAUCAAGAUCAUCAGCGGGCAGAACUUCCCCAAGCCCAAGGGGUCUGGCGCCAAAGGGGACGUGGUGGACCCUUACGUCUAUGUGGAGAUUCACGGGAUCCCUGCUGACUGUGCAGAACAAAGGACAAAAACCGUGCACCAGAACGGAGACGCCCCCAUAUUUGACGAAAGCUUUGAGUUUCAGAUCAACCUGCCGGAACUGGCCAUGGUGCGCUUCGUGGUCCUGGAUGAUGACUACAUCGGGGACGAGUUCAUCGGUCAGUACACCAUUCCCUUCGAGUGUUUGCAGACUGGCUACCGCCACGUCCCACUGCAGUCGCUGACCGGGGAGGUCCUAGCACACGCGUCCCUCUUCGUCCACGUGGCCAUCACUAACCGAAGGGGAGGCGGGAAACCUCACAAAAGGGGCCUUUCUGUGCGGAAAGGGAAGAAGUCCAGGGACUAUGCGUCCUUGAGAACGCUGUGGAUUAAAACCGUGGAUGAGGUGUUCAAGAACGCCCAGCCCCCGAUCCGGGAUGCCACGGACCUGCGGGAGAACAUGCAGAAUGCGGUGGUGUCCUUCAAGGAGCUGUGUGGCCUCUCGUCUGUGGCCAACCUCAUGCAGUGCAUGCUGGCCGUGUCUCCCCGCUUCCUGGGACCCGAUAACACGCCCCUGGUGGUCCUGAAUCUCAGCGAGCAGUAUCCCACGAUGGAGUUGCAGGGGAUCGUCCCUGAGGUUCUGAAGAAGAUCGUGACAACUUACGACAUAUUUGAAGACUCCAAAUGAGAAGUUAGUGUGGUUUGAGAAAUCCUGCCCCCGCCACAGAAGUCCAGUGUCACUGCUCAUUCACAUCGCUGAAGCUCGCUCUCCAGUGAGGACAGGACUGUGCAGUCCUAAGAGUGUACAGAUGUGUAUCUGUGCUCCUGAGAUUGGAAUUGCUUUUCUGUGUCUGAACUCUUAUUACUAAACUAGUGCAUCAGACACUUGCCAGUGUCCUUGUGGGAAAGGAGGCUGCAGGGGAGGGGUUGGCCAUGGGAACAUGGACAUCGUGGAAGCCAGUAUAGAGACCAGGAAAGAGUGCCCUGCUCAGGGCGGCCACCCAGCCCGGUUUUCCUGGGAAAGACCCUGCUGAUACACCUGCUGUCCCAGCGGGACCAAUGCUUCAGUGUGUCCCUGUUUAGGUGAUUAGUUGUAUGGCCACCCCGCCCAUGGCCCCUGGAUUGUCCUGGUGGUGCUUGUGAUUACCAGCAGGUCUUCAAAGCUGCCCGGGUGGUGGUUUUUCCCCCGUUGGUGGUUCCUCCUUGGAUCCUGGAAGUGGGGAGGUUUGAGCCUGGGACCUACCUAGCUCAGGAGGUGGCUGUCAAACCAUUCAGGAACAGAGGAGAAAGAGGGUACAGACACCUUCUUAGACGAGGCAGACGGGUAGAAUAGGGGCGGGGUGUGCAGAGUGGGAUUGGCUGUGCGUGGUCAGACACGUGAGGCUUUCCUUCCCUUGAGGUGUUCACCGUUCAGUGGAAGAGAUGACAUGUGUCCAUAGGCAGUGAGGCGACAGAGAGCUGUCUUGAAAUAAUGUGAACACAUGAUUUGAAUGUUCAUGGGAGAGAAUGGUCAGUUUCAAGGUUAAGAAACCCUGGCCUUUGAGCUAGACCUUUAAGGAGGAGUCGGAGUCAGCAGGCAAGUACGAGAAGGAGACUGUCACAGGCUGGGUUCUCAGAAAUGAGAAGCACGUAUCCUGGGAAACGGAAGUGUGGCCCGUGGGAGUUCUUGCACCGUUGCUCAGCAGCGAAAGGCUGGACUCAGGAUGAGGCACUGUGGACUGCAGGAGGGCUAGGGUGAAGGAGACUCAGGCAGCUGAGUGCCUUGAUUUUGCAGAUGAGAACACAGAAACCCUGUGGUCCCUCACACUAAUGGCAGAACCAGGUUUAGAGCCCGACUAGUCUCUUUGUCUAGUCUUUUUUUCUGUGAUCAGGUCAGGAAAACUAGGCACACACGGUAGGUGGAUGGAUGAUCAAAUCCAAUAAUAACAACCUGAAGGUGUUCAGGUGGGGCUCUCGAAGUCAUACGUACCUUAUUUGUGAUUCUCACUCCUCUUAAAGGUAGAGAAGAAUUCAUUUUGCAUAGUUUGGUGUCUAUUAAAAGGCAGGUUCAAUGAGCUUAAGGAGGAUUGUAUUCAGUAGAUCAGAUGCCACUCAAAGAAGUCUGACUGUGAGUCCCUGAACAUAUCUUUCAUGUGAUUGCUUGAGAAAACAGAACAUUUAAAUAUUAUACUUAAAAUGUGUGUGAAUGGACUUGAAUGCAUCCACUGGUGAGAAUCAGAACGACUGAGCUUGCUGUCUCAUGUAGUUAAAGGCUGGGUCGGAGAACAUAAGGACUGUGUAGCCUGAGUCAGAGAGAGUCUAGUGAGGAAGUGGUUUCUCUGCACAACACACGACGCUCCUGAGUGGACGUGCCAGGCGUUCCAGCACCAUCUCCCCUCUCCCAUCCACGCAGGGGAUCUCAGUCAUUAUCUUUUUAAACUAAAGCUUUCACCAUCCCCCCCCCCCUUUUUUUUUUUUUUUUAUUGAAGGAUAGUCAGUUUACAAUGUUGCAUCAGUUUCUGGUGUAUAGCAUAAUGUUUCAUUCAUACAUAUACACACAUUCCUUUUCAUAAUCUUUUUCAUUACAGGCCAUUACAAGAUAUUGAAUAUAGUUCCCUGUGCUGUACAGUAGGACCUUGUUGUUUAUCUAGUUUAUGUAUAGUAGUUACUAUGUAUAUAAUUAGUAGUCUAUUUUAUAUAUAGUAUAUCUGCAAAUCCCAAAGUCCCAGUUUAUCCCUUCCCCCCCUCAUUGUCCCCUAGUAACCAUAAAUUUGUUUUCUAUGUCUGUGAGUCCUUUAAUGUUGAUGAAAGUAAUAAUUCAGCUCUCUAGUUACCUUCGUUUAUUAGUUUCAGAUUUACCAUCUGCUUGAGGCUUAAAUUUUUUAAAAAAUUUAUGAGGUCUGUACUAACACCUAGAGACCGAGAAGUCAGCAUUCUUCCUCUACAGAGAGAACACACUGGGCGUUUAAAUGUCCUAUGAGGUGUUACAUAAAGAGAAAGCUCUCUGUAGGAUUCUUUCACUGGACUUUGAGGAUGUUAUUUUAAGUGAAAUGAGCCGGACGUGGAAAGACACGUACCUCGUGGUUCCACUCAUAUGAGGAUCUGAAAUAGUUGGGUUCUUAAAAUCAGAGACAAGGUUGGGAGUUACCAGGGGCGGGAAGGAGGGAGAAAUGGGGAGUUAGUAACCAGCAGGCGGAAGGUUUCAGAUGAGCGAGAUGAACUAGCUCUCAAGAUCUGUGUACAGCCUGGCCCCUACACCCAACAGUGAUGUGCUGUACACUUAACACCCGUUGAGAGGGCGGAUCUCAUGUCAAGUGUUCUGAUCCCAAUGAACAUUCUGUAAAGAAAGAAAAGUUUUGCCUUGCUUUUGCUGCAGUUUCUCUGCAGUACGGAAUAUGCCUCAGUCAUUGUAAUUAAGUUGAGGACGAAGUUGCAGGGGAGGAAAAGGAGAGAAGAGCGAAAAGUCAAGGAAAUGAUGCCCCACCCCGUUGCAGGCAGCCUGGUAGCUCCCAGACGGGGCAGCGGACUCUCGGCCGCACCUGCUGGCUCAGACAUUAUCCCGGAAUUCAUUCUUGUCCCUGCGCUUCCUUUGUCUCUACUUUCUGUCUGAAAUGAAUUUGUUUCGAUCCUUUACAGCUUCACAAAAAUCUCGAUUCUAAUUGCCUUCACACUUAAUCAAGAAAGCGUGCCCUGGGGGAGCCAUUUAUCCAGUAGAGAGCAGUGUUUUUUAGUGUGUAAAAAAAAAAAAAAAAAAGGAACGAGAUGCUCUGUCUAGGAGGAUGUUAUUUGCUCUCUGUGAAUAUUUUUGUAUGCGUUCUGAAGUGGUCCCUUCUAACUCAGAACUUUCGUUCUUAAACAAAACAUGGUUCUUUAAAUAAAACAUGUGAGAGGAAGGUUUUCUUACACAGACAUGCUGGCGGUCGGCAUGCAGCGUCCGGAGUAUCUGCUGCAUGUCGUCGGUGUGGUUGCAUGUGUUUGGUCUGGCCGCUGCUUGAUGCAGGGAAGAGAUGGAUCACACUUCAUCAUUAAUGGGGUCUGCCCGUCUGGACCAAGGCAGAGAUGGCCUGUAAUAAGGUUACUGUUGGAAUAUAUGUGUGUAUUUGCUUAACUGGGACAUUGUGCUGUGCAUCAGAAAUUGACACAUUGUAACUGACUGUACUUCAAUAA